This is a messenger RNA of Callithrix jacchus (white-tufted-ear marmoset), 9956 nucleotides long. NCBI's taxonomy places the organism in Eukaryota, Metazoa, Chordata, Mammalia, Primates, Cebidae. The record is from RefSeq and is a predicted model, not a curated record.
GCAUAUCAUCACUGAAGAACAAAGAAGAACACUCUAGGACAGAACCUUGAGAACGCCUACAAGAAGCGAUCUUGUAAGCGUUCCUCACAAACAUCAAACAGGUUGUAAUGUCCAAUACGGCCCCGCCCUUCGUCAUUGGGCGGUUUCAGGUGCGUUGGCGAUUCCCGGCCUCGAGGGGGUAUCUGGAGAACGGCAGGCGCCUGGAAAGUACGCAUGCGUACUGCUCCCAGGGUCUGCGGUAGAAACUGCUCUCGCGCCCGGUUACGCACACGGCGUUUACCGUGCGCACAGCGCUCACGCACGCGCACUGGGGUGUCCACCGGGUAUCGCGCUGUCCCGUUAUUCCAGUUUCUCUGGGAGCAGCCGAGUUGACCCCGCGGUCGAAGAUGUCCAAGCUGCCCGCAGACAGCAGUGUCCCGCAGACAGGCGCGACGAAUGGUGACAGAGACGUCCCGCAGGCAGAGGUAGGCCGCGGGAGGCGGGAGCCGGCCCCGGCGCAGCCUGAGGAGGCCGGGGAAGGCGCGAUGGCGGCGGCCAGGGGAGGCCCGGUGCCGGCGGCCAGGGAAGGCCGGAUGCCGGCGGCCAGGGGAGCCCCGACGGCGGCGGCCAGGGGAGCCCCGGUUGCAGCGGCGGUGGUGGCCAGGGCAGCCGCGGCGGGUAGGGAAAGCCCAGCGGCGGCGGCGGCCAGAGAAGCCAGGAUGGCGGAGGUCGCCCGCUUGCUGGGGGAGCCGGUGGACGAAGAGGGUCCCGAGGUUAGGCCCAGGUCCAGGCACGCGAAUGGAGGCCUGGCUGCGUUGCCCUAUCUCCGCCUCCGCCACCCACUUAGCGUUUUAGGAAUCAAUUACCAGCAGUUUCUCCGCCACUAUCUGGAAAAUUAUCCGAUUGCUCCCGGCAGAAUACAGGAGCUUGAAGAACGCCGCAGGCGAUUCGUGGAAGCCUGCAGAGCAAGGGAAGCAGCGUUUGAUGCCGAAUAUCAGCGAAAUCCUCACAGGGUGGACCUCGAUAUUUUAACCUUUACGAUAGCUCUGACUGCAUCUGAAGUUAUCAACCCUCUGAUAGAAGAACUUGGUUGUGAUAAGUUUAUCAAUAGAGAAUAGUUACGUGGUGACACUACAAGAGAACCUCUGCAUUCCAGUCAUACCAAUCCUGCAACUUGAUUUUCAGAAGUCAGAGUAUAUCGAGAUAAGGCAGUGCACAGGUGGAGGUGGAGGGGAAAAAGACAGAGGGAAGCUUAUCAUGAAAAAGCAUUACAGAAGAAAUUGAAAAAAAUGUCGAAAGUACCAUAACUGUAACGUUCGUUGAGUUUGUGAUUGAUCCACAUUUUUCCCCCUGCGUUAUGGAAAAUGUCUCUCAACAUUGCUUUAUUACAAAGUAAAGGAUGAUUUUAUAAAAUUGAGACUUGAUGAGAAAUCACCAAUACUUAAGCCCAUGAGGAUGAAAGAAAUUAUCAAAUAGUGCUGAACAGAAUAAGGCGUUAACGCCGAGUUAUUAGGACUGGAAGGCUGUGAAAAGAUCUUGAAAUUGUCAGAAUAUGUGCCCUCCUCAUGUCAUAUUCAAUAGAAGUAUCUAGUGUAAGAUUGAUUUUGUGUUUUCUUAGACUUUUCAAGUGACAAGCAAAGUAAAUGUUGUACAUCUUAUGUGAUAAAUCAUGUUUUCAAGAACAUCAAAUUUCUGGACUUUUUUCUUUCACUCAAUUUUUAAUUUUAAAAGUGUUUUCAGUAUAAAAAAAUCCAUUUACAAGCCAAAAAAUAUAUAAAAUAUACAGUGAAAAGCCUUCCAUUCUUGUCUUCCUCCAUCCAGUCCCCACCGUGACCUCUAAUGAUAGCCACAGUUUCCCUUCUAUCCUUCUGGGUUCCCUAUUUGUACACAGGCACCUAUAAGUCUGGGUUUACUUGUUUUUACUUCUUCACAGAAGUCAACUUACAAUACUUACUGCUUUAUACAUUGCUUUCUCAUUAAGAACAUAUCUUGACGACCCUACCAAACCACUGUAUUUCCUCAUUAUUUUUUAAAGUGGCAUUUUAUUGCAUUCUGAAAUUAUGUUGAAAUUUACUUAACCAGGGAUAUAUUGAUGGACAUUUAGGUUGUUUCCCAUAUAUUUCUUUGGAGAGAAAAAAAAAUUGCUGGAGUAGUUCAUCUUGUACACAUAUCAUGUGGCAGGUGUACAAAUAUAGUAUUGCUUCAAUUCAAAAUGCACUUUUCAUAUUUUAACAUAGCUGAAAUAUGGGUGCAUCUUACAUUUGAUGCUGUAAUACAGCAUUUUUUUCCUUAGGUUUUCAUGAAACUAAUGAUGUGUCUUAUAAUCAUUAGCUACCUACAUUUCUUUUAACGUGUAAUAUCUGUGGCUGAUUCCCUAGAAGUGAGAAUUCUGGACCAAAGGAACUCCUUUAAAAUUGUAUGGAUAUUGCUAUGCAGCACUAUGUGUUCUGCUUUGCACUCCCACCGGCAAUUGAUGAUCAAGGAUAUUUCAUGACAGCCUAGCCAACACACUAAACUAACAGUCAUCCAGCUUUUAUGAAUCUGAUAGUUGAAAAAACAGUAUAUGAGUUUUAAUUUGAUUUUAUUAUGAGUGAAGUUAAAUAUCUUUUUUUUUUAAUGGAGUUUUUCUCUUGUUGUCUAGGCUGAAGUGCAGUAGUGCGAUCUCUGCUCACUGCAAUCUCCACCUCCCAGGCUCAAUCUCAGCCUCUUGAGAGCUGGGAUUACAGGCAUGUACCACCACGCCUGGCUAAUUUUUGUAUUUUUAGCAGAGAUGGGGUUUCACCAUGCUGGCCAAACUGGUUUUGAACUCCUGACCUCAGGCAAUCCACCCACCUCGGCCUCCCAAAGUGCUGGAAUUAUAAGUGUGAGCCAUUGCACUCAGCCAGUUAAAUAUCUUUUAAAGAGUUAUAUAUAUAUACACACACACACAGACACACACACACACACAUAUUCCCUUUUCCAUAAAGUCUCUGUUCAUAUUCUUUUUUUUUUCUUUUCUUUUCUUUUUGAGACAAAGUCUUGCUCUUGUCGCCCAGGCUGAAGUGCAGUGGUACCGUCUCAGCUCACUGCAACAUCCACUUCCCAGAUUCAAGCGAUUCUCCUGCCUCAGCCUCCUAAAUAGGUGGGAUUACAGGUGUGUGCCACCUCGUCUGGCUCAUUUUUGUAUUUUUAGUAGAGAUAGGGUUUCACCAUGUUGGCCAGGCUGGUCUCGAUCUCCUGAUCUCAGAUGAUCCUCCUGCCUCAGCUUCCCAAAGUUCUGGGAUUAUAAACUUGAGCCACUGUGCCUAGUUCAUAUUCUUUAUCCAGUUUCCUGACAGAUAAUUUUGUCCUUUCUACGUUGAAUCCAGUAGCUAUUUAUGAUACUCGUGUUAGUGAUACGAGGUAUAAUAACAGCUUGGGAUAUGAGUUAUGAAUAUUUUUUCACAAUUUGUCAUUAGGAUUUGGCUUUUUGGAAAGGCUUUUGGCCAUGGUGAUUUUUGCUGCCUAUAUUCCUUUAAAUUUGCAGUAGGCCCGGCACAGUGACUCACACCGGUAAUCCCAGCACUCUGGGAGGCUGAGGCAGGCAGACCAUUUAAGCUCGGGAGUUCAAGACCAGUCCGGGCAACAUGACAAAACUCUGUCUCUUUGAAAAAUAUGAAAAAUUAGCCUGGCGUAGUGGCACACGCCUGUAAUCCCAUCUACUCUGGGAGCUGAGGUGGAAGGAUCACUUGAGCCCAGUAGGCUGAGGCUGCAGUAAAGCCAAGAUCACACCACUGCAUCCAGCAUGGAUAACAAAGUGAGAUCCUGUCUCAAAAGUAAAAAAUAAACCUGCAGUAUUUUGAAUCCCAAGGUUGUAGUGUAUGUGUUGUGUGUGUGUUUUCAUUGUUCAUGUUCGAAUCUUUCAACGAUUUGAAAUUUAUUCUCAGGUGCAGUAUAAGGAUCUAAUUUAUUUUUUAGAUGGUUGUCUGAUGGCCCUAACCUCAUUUACUAAGUAGUCCAUCUUUUCUCCACUAACUGUUUUUUGUUUUUGUUUUUCAGACAGAGCCUUGCUCUGUCAACCAGGCUGGAGUACAGUGGCAGGAUCUCAGCUCACUGCAACCUCCUCCUCCCGGGUUCAAGCAAUCUCCUGCCUCAGCCUUCUAAGUAGCUGGGAUUACAGGCCCAUGCCACCACACCCGGCUAAUUUUUUGUAUUUUUGUAGAGACAGUGUUUCACUAUGUUGUCCAGGUUGGUCUCGAACUCCUGACCUCAGUUGAUCCACCUGCCUCAGCUUCCCAAAGUACUAGGUACCAUGCCUGGCUCCACUAAUUGUUUUAAGAUGUCCUUUCAUAUAAAAACUGUGUUUUAGAUUUUCUAAUUAGUUCUAAAUCUGGUAAUGCUAAAGCCUUUCAGUAUACUUUUUCAUAGUGCUUCUGGGUAUUUUGUUCAUUAUGUAACUACAGCAACCUCAAAGUCAGCUUACCUUAUUUUAAAACAAAGCAUUUUUAUUAGAAUCAUAUUACACUUCAUUAACUCAUGGGUAAUUGCUAUCUUUUAGAUAAUGAGUCUUCUUCUUAUCUAAAUGAUCAGGGUUUUUUUUUUGUUGUUGUUGUUGUUUUUGAGACAGUCUCACUCUGUCACCCAGUGUGGAGUGCAGUGGCAUAAUCUUGGUUCACUGCAACCUCCACCUCCUGGGUCCAAGCAAUUUUCAUGCCUCAGCCUCCUGAAUAGCUGGGACUACAGUUGCCCACCACCACGCCUGGUGAAUUUUUGUAAUUUUAGUAGAGAUGGGUUUUUGCCAUGUUGGCCAGGCUGGUCUUGAACUCCUGGCCUCAUAUGAUCAGCUACCUAGGCCUCCCAAAGUGCUGGAAUUACAGCUAUGAGCCACCAUGCCUAGCAGUUUUUCCAUUUUUUAAAAGACUUCCUUUGUAUUCUUCAGGAGAGCAUUAAUAUUUGUCCUUAAUGUUUCAUAGGUCUAGUCAUUUAUUUCUAGACACUUGAUCUUUCAUGUUUUUUCUGUAGUACAUGAAGAUAUUUCUAUUAUAGAAGCUUGCCUGUGUAUUUGAAAAUAAUUGAUGUCUGCAUAUUUAUUUGAUAGCCUCCUUUAAUAUACUGAAUUGUCUUACUAUUUAUAGUAGUUUUUCAAAUGAUUCUCUUGUUGAGGAAUUAGUCAUUUGCAAAUAAUGAUGGUUUUGGUUUUGCCUCUUUCACUUUUUUUUUUUUCCCCUUAGGGAUAGGGUCAUGAUCUCCUGUGCUUAAGCUGCCUUGGUCUCCUAAAGUUCUGAGAUUAGAGGCAUGAGCCUAGCCGGGCGGGGUGGUGUGCGCCUGUAGUCCCAGCUACUUGGGAGGCUGAGGCAGGAGAAUCGCUUGAACCCGGGAGGCGGAGGUUGCAGUGAGCCAAAAUUGUGGCACUGCUCUCCAGCCUGAGUGACAGAGUGAGACCCUAUCUCAAAAAAUUAAAAAAUAACAAAAGAUAAAACAAAUAAAAAAUAACAAAAUUAAAAAAAAAGAGGCAUUAACCACCAUGCCUGGCCCCUUUUACAAUUUUUAAUACCUCUGGCUUCUUUCUCUUUAUUAGUUUUUUGGCUAAUACCUUCUAUCUAAUUUAAAACAGUGCUGGAAGAUAGUGAAGCAUCCUUGUCUUGUUCCUGAUUUCAUGGAAAUCUUUUUUUUUUCCCCCUUUCAACAGUGUCUCACUCUGUUGCCCAGGCUGGAGUGCAGUGGCGCAGUCUUGGCUCACUGCAACCUCUGCCUCCAAGGCUCAAGCGAUUCUCCUAUCUCAGCCUACUGAGUAGCUGGGACUACAGGCACACACCACCAUGCCUGGCUAAUUUUUAAUCUGUUUUUGUAGAGAUGGGGUUUUGCCAUGUUGCCCAGCUGGUCUCAAACUCUUGAGCUCAAGUGAUCCUCCCACCUUGGUUUCUCAAAGUGCUGCGAUUACAGAUGGGAGCCACCGCACCAGACCAAUUUCACAGAAAUGUUUACAUAGCUAUCUAUUGCUGUGUGUGUAUGUCUGUGUGUGUUUUAUCAAGAAUGGUUGUUGAAUUUUGUCAAAGACCUUUUCAGAAUCUGUGAAGGUAAUCCUAGGAUUGUUUCAAAUCUACCACCAUUUAGAGUUACUAAUAAUACACGAUCUUUGCAUUCUUCAAAUUAAUUAAUUAUAUAUAUACACACACAUUUUUUUUUUUUUUUGAGAGAGAGAGAGAGUCUCACUCUGCCACCCAGGCUGGAGUGUAGUGGCAUAUUAGCUCACUGCAACCUUCGCCUGCUGGAUUCAAGCAGUUCUCUGCCUUAGCCUCCUUAGUAGCUGGGAUUACAGGCAUCCACCACCAUGCCCAGCCAGUUUUGUAUUUUCGGUAGAGAUGAGGUUUCACUGUAUUGGCCAGGCUGGUCUUGAACUCCGGACCUCAGGCGAUCCACCCACCUUGGCCUCUCAAAGUGCUGGGAUUACAGGCAUGAGCGACCGCGCCUGGCCAGAAAUGAUAUUUUAGUGUGCUACUGGAUCUGUGCUUUUUUGUUAAAGGACAUUCAUGUUCAUAAGUGAAGCUGCUGUGUCAUUUUCUUGUACAGCAUUUCUCUCUCUUAAAUAGUGAUGUUAUUACAUCAUAUAAAUAAUUUGGAAAUUUCCUUAGUUCUGGAACACUUUAAAAAUCCAUUGGAAUUAUCUAAGGUUUGGUAGAAUUUCUCUUGGGGACCAUCUAGGCUGGUGUCUGGGGUGGUGGCAAGGAGCAGUAGCUCUUUCACCACUUUGUGCAUUUUUUUCCCCAUGGUACGAGCAAUAGAUUUUUAGGUUCUUUGAAGACAAACCAAUCCUCACUGAGUUAGAAUAUAGCAUUUUUCCUUUCUUUUUUUUUUUUAGACAGAAUUUCGCUCUUGUUACCCAGGCUGGAGUGCAAUGGCACGAUUUCAGCUCACUGCAACCUCCGCCUCCUGGGUUCAGGCCAUUCUCCUGCCUCAGCCUCCUGAGUAGCUGGGAUUACAGGCACUCACCACCAUGCCCAGCAAACUUUUUGUAUUUUAGUAGAGAUGGGGUUUCACCUUGUUGACCAGGAUGGUCUCGAUCUCUUGACCUCGUGAUCCACCCACCUCAGCCUCCCAAAGUGCAGGGAUUACAGGCGUGAGCCACCGCGCCCGGCUUUCCUGACUUUCUUGAUUGCAUGCCUUUCUACUUAACGAUCACAGAGGGGGUUGUUGAGCUUGUAGAAGUGUUAGAUGAUAAAACUCUCCAAAAUAAUCUUCGCGAAGCUUGGUUUUAGCCUUACCAUCUCCUUCUCUGAUAUGAUGAGUAUAUCAAAGCCAAAACACUCUUCCUGGAUUCCUGAAAUCAGCCUGGGGCUUCUAUUUAUUGGGUUGCCAUGAGAGGCUUUUUCUGAGGGUUCUUACAGUAUUUGGCCAGAGACAGAAAUCUUGGGUUCCUUCCCUUGAUGGAAGCUGAACUCAGGUCUAGAGAAAAAGUGGUUGUUGCCCAAACAGUAAGAAUGAUACUUGGACUUCCACAGUUCUAAACAGCUUAGUUAAGUAUUUUGUCACUUAAUGUUUCCAGGAAAGAGCCUGGAGGCUCAUAGGAUUGAUAGUGUUUACAAGUCCAUCUGACUCAGAUCAUGAACUCUUCCCACUAAAGGGCACUGGCCUAACAGGGUUGGACUCUCAAGAGGCAGAGGAGGAGGAUUCGGGAAGAGGGUGAAGAGCAUCACUUCUGGUAUCAGACUGUAUUUGUUCAAGUUCUGGCUUCGACCACCUGUGGGACCCUGCAUAUAUUACUCAACACUCUAUUCUCUUCAAUUUACCCCAAACUCCUCCUGCAACCUCCACCUCACAGGUUCAACCGAUCGUCCUACCUCAGCCUCCUGAACAGCUGGGACUAUAGGCGUGUGGCAUCAUGCCCAGAUAAUUUUUGUAUGGGGCUUCGCCCUGUUGGCCAGGCUGGUCUCAAACUCCUGACCUCAAGGGAUCCGCUAGCCUCAGCUUCCCAAAUUGCUGGGAUUACAGGUGUGAGCCACCACACCCAACCAUUCUACAUCCUUCUAAGUGGUGAAAUCUUACAGAGGUUAAACAUGCAAAGUUUUGGGAGUUGUGAGGGGCAGCAUAUAAGAAUCUGUAGUUCCUGGACCAACACACAUUCUUAGAAUAGCUAAAUACACAUUCCAAAUGAAUUUGAAUUAAAUACACAUUGAAACUGAAUUCCGGCCGGGUGAGGUGGCUCACGCCUGUAAUCCCAGCACUUUGGGAGGCUGAGGUGGGUGGAUUGCUUGAGGUCAGGAGUUCAAGACCAGCUUGGCCACAUGGUGAAACCCCGUCUCUUAAAAAAAAAAAAAACUGAAUUCCAUUUCUUUAUACAAACCUAAACAUAUGACCUCAUAUCUGAGAUCCAGACUCAUCUGCUUCUGGAGAAAUGCCCACCUGCAGAUGCUGAAUGUGGGAAACCUUCCAAUAAAUGGGCAUUGGACACCCAGCUCUGAAGCGAACAUGACUAGGAUGGUGGGUCCUCAGGCGCUCAGAAGACGGGCGGCUACAGAAGUAAUGGCACUCAGGACCGCUAGGGGACGGUUGAGGAGCGCGCACCCUGCUUACGCAUGCGCACACACUCGUAGCGUUUACGCGCACACCGAGAUUCGCGCAUGCGCACGUACCGCAUACAGCAGCGAGGUGCCGUUACUCCCAUCUCCGUAGAAACGCUCAGACUAUGGCGGAGCCGACUGGGCUGUCGGAGAUGUCCGAGCUCCCCGGAGACAGCAGCGUCCCACAGGAAUUAACCAGCAGCUGUUGUUCCGCGAGUAUCUGGAUGGUAGCUCCAUGAUCCCGGUCAGAUUACUACGGGAUUUCGAGGAACGCCGCAGGCUGUUCGUGGAAGGCUGCAAGGCGAGGGAAGCUGCCUUUGACGCGGAUCCUCCGCAGAUGGACUUCGCGGCUGUCGCCUUUGCUGUAGCGCUGACUGCCUCCGAGACCCUCAGUCCUCUGGCCGACUGAGUCGGCUGUGAUGACGAGAUUGGUGGCAAGGAAUAGCUAAGUGACUGUUUUCGGAUCAAAAGAACAGGCUGUGCCAGUUUAAGCUGAGUCAGUUAAACUCAGCUUAACUGACUUAACUCAGUCAUUAGGGGGAAUGCAAGCUGGAAGGGAAUAUGGCAAUGUGCAAUUGAAGGAGAAAGCACACUGCGAAAUGGAAACAGACAAGACUGUUGAAUAUUGUUUUCCUUCUUCUUUUUUAAUAUUAUUUAAAUAGAGAUGGGAGUCUCGCGAUGUUCCCUAGUCUGGUCCCGAACUCUUGGACCCAAGCGAUCCUCCCGCUUCGGCCUCCCAAAGUGCUGGGAUUACUUUAUAGGCGUGAGCCACCGCGCCUGGCCGAAUCUUGUUUUCAAAGAGGUCCCAAGACACUUCUGACUUAGCACAUUGUUAGCAAUGCUUUUUCCUGCAUUUGUGGAGAAUCCUUCAAGAUUGUUUCACCAUAAAGGAUGGUUUUGCAAAGAUCUAAGAAAAAAAUGCUAGUAAUAGAACUCAUAAAAGUGAGCCAAAGUAAUUAAAGAAAACAAAUAACAGUUGUCAGGAAUCCAGGUGUAUCUGAGUUACUAGGAUUGGAAGGCUAUUGAGAGGACUUUGAAAUUUCACAAUUUGUGGUCAUGUCAUGUCAACAAAUCCUAGUGUAAGAUUCUUGUUUGUAUUUUCUGAGGUACUUUAGAUGAAUAGCAAAUAUUCAGUAGGAAAAGCCACGUAUUUAUUAUAUGAUCAUUGUUUUGAAGUCUGUGUGCAAUUUAAUAGCUGUGGGAAUAAGCUUGUUUUUUGUUAAUUUUAAGCUUAUUUUAUUCUACAAUAUGUAUUCUAUUCACAAGACUCAACCAAAAAAAAGUAUCAAAAGAUGCUGUGAGGAAUCUCUUAUUGCUGUCCUCUGUCAAACUCAAAACUAUUCCAUACAAGUGUCAUUGCUUGUGGCUUGGGAUUUUGUUGUUUUCUUGGUUUUGCUUUUUUGCUGUAUGUCUUUCAACAGUUUUCUAAUGCAUAUGCAAAUAAACAUCAAUCUAAAUAUA